This is a messenger RNA of Iphiclides podalirius (scarce swallowtail), 291 nucleotides long. Lineage: Eukaryota; Metazoa; Arthropoda; Insecta; Lepidoptera; Papilionidae. The record is from the annotation of a GenBank genome assembly.
AUGGCAACCGAAGUUGAAGAAACUAUCAAAAGAAUCCAAGCCCAUAAAGGUGUUAUGGGAGUAAUCAUUGUGAAUCACGAAGGAAUACCGAUCAAAAGCUCUCUGGACAAUGCUACUUCAGUAUUAUAUUCUGGCUUGAUUGGUCAGCUCACUGAGAAAGCUAAGAAUGUAGUUCGAGAAAUGGACUCAACAAAUGAGCUGACAUUCCUUCGUGUUAGGAGUAGAAGACAUGAAAUUUUGAUUGCACCUGAUCGCGAGUUCAUUCUCAUAGUGAUACAAAACACAUCAGAC